This is a messenger RNA of Nicotiana attenuata, 1103 nucleotides long. RefSeq names its product acyl-acyl carrier protein thioesterase ATL3, chloroplastic-like. Gene Ontology annotation, molecular function: fatty acyl-[ACP] hydrolase activity. NCBI's taxonomy places the organism in Eukaryota, Viridiplantae, Streptophyta, Magnoliopsida, Solanales, Solanaceae. The record is from RefSeq and is a predicted model, not a curated record. Bases 167 to 802 code for a protein of 211 amino acids. Gene Ontology annotation, cellular component: chloroplast. The transcript is spliced from 5 exons.
CUAAAAAAGCGGCAGACAGGAAAAGUCCAUUUAGCCGUUGCAUAAACCUUAACGCCCAACAACCUAAAAUAAAUUUCCCCCGUCGUUUCCAAUCUCCGUCUAUUCUUUUCUACCUCUGCAAUUCUUCGCCAUCAUCGCAAUUAUCGCCGAGUUUUGGCGACAAAAAAUGUCGCAAACCCUAGUUUCCCCUUUGAUGCGCGUUGUACAGACAACACACACCUCAAUUGCGAACCCAAUAUGGCCGAAUCAUCAUCAGCCACCAUCUACUUUUCCGGUCAUCUCCCACCGGCAACUUCCGGUUAAGCGUUUACUGUCAUCGACCAGUAAAUUGAGGAGCUUUUCAGCUCGUGCAUUUGAUCUCAAAGGUGGCCAAGGAAUGAGUGAAUUCCAUGAAAUUGAACUCAAAGUCCGGGACUAUGAAUUGGAUCAGUAUGGUGUUGUAAACAAUGCUAUUUAUGCAAGUUAUUGCCAACAUUGUCGGCAUGAGCUUCUAGAAAGGCUUGGCGUAAGUGCUGAUGCAGUGGCACGCAAUGGUGAUGCAAUAGCACUAACAGAGCUGUCACUUAAGUAUCUAGCACCUCUAAGGAGUGGAGACAGAUUCGUUGUGAAGGUGAGAAUAUCAGACUCUUCAGCUGUUCGUUUGUUCUUCGAACACUUCAUCUUCAAGCUUCCGGAUCAAGAGCCUAUAUUGGAGGCAACAGGAACAGCAGUGUGGCUUAAUAAAAAUUACCGUCCUGUCCGAAUUCCUUCAGAGUUCAGAUCAAAAUUUGUUCAGUUCCUUCGCCAGGAGGCAUCUAAAUAAUGUGCUUAUCUACAAAAUCCAGAGAGUUUUUUCACUCAGAUUUUUCAAGGUGCAAAUUUGCUCUAAUUUAUAUACUGGCCUUAAAUAUUUUGCAAUGUGUAUAUUCCUUUUCUCUUCUAUUUUAAUUAAUCUGAAGUUCUCAUUGUCUAUAGAGGACUCUUGUAAUGUUGUCAACCGACCAAUUAUUAUUUUUUAGUUGUGAAUUAAACUGCUUUAGGAUGAGAUGUUUGCUCAAAUGGUCAAUAUUUUUUGUAAUAUAAGGAUGGAAUGUUUACUCAAGAUCACCAACAUUCUGGUGUAA